GGGGGCUCGUCUCUGCUCCCCAGAGGAUCCCCACGCUCCUGCUGGGGAUGGAGAGGAUGUGAGAGGGGACGGUGACUUCUCCUGCCGUGGGGCCAUGGGACUCUGAGAGCUGCUGGUCCUCACCUCGCUGCCAACAGCCACCAUGGGCUGCUGCUGCAGCUCGGACUACGACGACGACUGGAUCGAGAACAUCGACAUUUGUGAGCACUGCAAUUACCCCAUCGAGCCCGACAGCAAGCGCCAGAGGCUGAUCCGCAAUGGCUCCGAGGUGCAAGACCCACUGGUGUCCUACGAGGGCACGUCCCCGCCGUGCUCCCCCCUGCAAGAUAAGCUGGUGGUGGCCCUCUACAACUACGAGCCAAAGCACGAUGGGGACCUGGGGCUGCGGAAGGGGGAGAAGCUUCGCAUCCUGGAAGAGAGUGGAGAGUGGUGGAAGGCACAGUCGCUCACCACUGGCCAGGAGGGUUUGAUCCCCUACAACUUCGUGGCCAUGGUGAACAGCCUGGAGCCCGAGCCGUGGUUCUUCAAAAACAUCAGCCGCAAGGAUGCGGAGCGGCAGCUCCUGGCGUCGGGCAACACCCACGGCUCCUUCCUCAUCCGGGAGAGCGAGACCUCCAAAGGCUCCUACUCGCUGUCGGUGAGGGACUUUGACCAGAACCAGGGUGAGACAGUGAAGCACUACAAGAUCCGCAACAUGGACAACGGGGGGUACUACAUCUCCCCCCGCGUCACCUUCAGCAGCUUGCACGAGCUGGUGGAGUAUUACACACGCAGCUCCGACGGGCUGUGCACCCGCCUCGGCAAGCCCUGCCGGACCCAGAAGCCACAGAAGCCGUGGUGGCAGGACGAGUGGGAGGUGCCGCGGGAGUCGCUGAAGCUGGUGGAGAAGCUGGGAGCUGGGCAGUUUGGAGAAGUCUGGAUGGGCUUCUACAACGGCCACACCAAGGUGGCCGUCAAAAACCUGAAGCAGGGCAGCAUGUCACCCAGCGCCUUCCUGGCGGAGGCCAACCUCAUGAAGAACCUGCAGCACCCGCGGCUGGUGCGGCUCUACGCCGUGGUGACCAAGGAGCCCAUCUACAUCAUCACCGAGUACAUGGAGAAGGGCAGCCUCGUGGACUUCCUCAAGACCUCAGAAGGACUCAAGCUCAGCAUCCACAAACUGCUGGACAUGUCCGCGCAGAUCGCCGAAGGCAUGGCCUUCAUCGAGGCCAAGAACUACAUCCACCGCGACCUGCGGGCGGCCAACAUCCUGGUGUCGGACACCCUGUGCUGCAAAAUUGCCGAUUUCGGGCUGGCCCGGCUCAUCGAGGACAACGAGUACACGGCUCGUGAGGGGGCUAAAUUCCCCAUUAAGUGGACGGCGCCGGAGGCAAUUAAUUACGGAACGUUCACCAUCAAGUCCGAUGUCUGGUCUUUCGGCAUCCUGCUGACAGAGAUCGUCACCUACGGCCGGAUCCCGUAUCCAGGGAUGACCAACCCCGAGGUGAUACAGAACCUGGAGCGCGGUUACCGCAUGCCGCAGCCCGACAACUGCCCGCAGGAGCUGUACGAACUGAUGAUGCAGUGCUGGAAGGAGAAGCCCGAGGAACGUCCCACCUUUGAUUACAUGAAGAGCGUGCUGGAGGACUUCUUCACCGCCACCGAGGGCCAGUACCAGCAGCAGCCGUGAAGACCCCCAGCACCGGCUUGGACAACCCUGUGUUGGGGUGUCCGGGGGCUCACGGUCCCCACACAGACUCCGUACACACGGCCCCGGGGCGCUGGCACUGCCUGGACCUCAGCAGUAAAGAUCUGAAGCGCUUCAAAUCUUUGGAGCAGCGGAUUUCACCUUCCCCCCUGCCCCAGAAGGCGAGGGAUGG
Messenger RNA from Calidris pugnax (ruff), 1859 nucleotides. RefSeq names its product LCK proto-oncogene, Src family tyrosine kinase (gene LCK). Gene Ontology annotation, molecular function: ATP binding; signaling receptor binding; non-membrane spanning protein tyrosine kinase activity. Bases 143 to 1669 code for a protein of 508 amino acids. Gene Ontology annotation, cellular component: extrinsic component of cytoplasmic side of plasma membrane. NCBI's taxonomy places the organism in Eukaryota, Metazoa, Chordata, Aves, Charadriiformes, Scolopacidae. Gene Ontology annotation, biological process: B cell receptor signaling pathway; T cell differentiation; protein phosphorylation. The transcript is spliced from 13 exons. The record is from RefSeq and is a predicted model, not a curated record.